CAAUGGGCGACCGGGACUUCAUUUUUAGCCAAGAUUCUUUCGCGUGUCAUGAUACUCCCUGCUACUGACGGACGAGUAUGAGACACAUACAAGUCUGUUUACAGAAAGAGCCAAGGUUUCUGCGUUUGGAGAACACAACAUCAAGAGUUAUUGACCAUGGCAAUACUAGGUGCUGGCAAACAUGAUCGAAACAAACAGCGGCCCGGCACUCAUUCACUAGGCACUAUACAGGUGGCGUCUUGUUCGUACUGUGUCGGCAGCAGGUGCGCUCCUGGCUGAUCGGCAAUCUGCCAUCUUCAACUUUUGGUUCUCCUCUCGAACACGGACCUUAAGCGCCCGGUACUAUGGGGUUCCAGUUUGUCGGGUCAGUCUCGAGACGAGGCUGGAAAGGCAUCCUGACGAGUUGGCCCGUGGGAUGGGUACUGGGUUGAGGAUAUAUCUCUGCGAUGGGCGCGCCACCGCCCGACGGCUAUGUGUAUGUCGCUUCCCAGUCGCAUGUCGUCCAUCCCGUAUGUCGACCCGGCAUUCAACUCUGUCAACAUCGAUGAGGCACACAGGCGGCUCCAAAUCUGACAAUAUGUUGACCGCCCGAGACUGCAGUUCCGAUACAUCAUGUCCCAUCCCCAGUGGCUUCUUGUCAUACCAGACAUCCCCUGCCAGUAAUGCUUUUAUGCUUGCUGCGUUCGCCGCCCUGGUCCCUAUCAACAUAUUCACCGGGGUCCGCUACAAAACGCCCCUUUAUGCCGUAUUGGCCACGCUUGGCCUACUUCUCGAGGUUGUGGGUCAUGCUGGGAAAAUGCUGCUGCGGUCGAACCCUGCCAGCGAAGGCCGUUUCCUCCUAUAUAUGAUAGGGACACUGUGGGGACCGACAUUCAUCAGCGCCGCCGUCUACCUGGUUCUCCCACAUGUCAUGGUCAUCUAUGGCGAGCAGUUCAGUCUUAUCCAUGAGCCAAUCUACUGUAAUAUUGUAUUUGUGGCGCUCGACAUCUUCACCUUGGCCUUCCAGUCCAUCGGGAUUGCUCUAUCGGCUACGAGCGAUACCGAGCUUGAGAGACAUCAGGGAUUGAACAUCCUGUUGACAGGAUUGGCCUUACAGUUGACAAGUCUUGCCCUCUUCUUGGGUGGCUACUGGUACUUCCGGCUUAAAUUAUCCCAUCGCCGGUUUAUCUUCGACCCCACGUUUUCUAUGGUGUACUUGUCUUCCUACUUCAAAAAAUUUCUUCUUUGCGUACAAGGAGCCUCAGUGCUUCUGCUAGUAAGAGCAGCUAUACGAUUGGCUGCUUUUACUGGAGGGCUCGCCAGCGGCCUCGUGCAAUCCCAAAUCGUCUCGCUGGUACUUGAUGAUACCCUCGUACUUGUCGCCGCUAUUAUUCUCUCCGUGGCACCCGUCGGGAGGGCCUUUGGAUCAUCUUGGGCUGAGACUGCCCCGUUCACGCUUGCAAGCGAUGAGUCAGAUCUGCCGCUACGCAACUGGCGGCCAUCGACAAGCCAGCACAGAAAGAGAGCCGUCUCACACCCAUUUCCAGCAUCUCCCAUGAUUGCGCAACCAUCUCCGCGGUCAUACCAUUCCAUAUACUCGCAAAUACCCCCGCCGCCGUUGGCAUCGCCGCAAGACAAGCGCGUGUAUCAGCGGGCUCCCUACGAGAUUACCCCGGUACAGGUUGUACCCUACGUGCCCAGCGAAGCGGGAAGCCCGCCCCUUUCAGGAUCUAUGCCGGCCGACACGCCGAGGAGAACGCCUCGAGAGGCGCAGAAGCUUGUUGACCCUGAUGCACUUUGGAGCUAACUGCAGGUCCUUAGUCUGCUGCUUCUGCCCCAAUUUGACCUUGAGCAUUAUCUGCUUAAGAGACAGGACGGCUUCGGCAAAUUUAUGUGGUGUGUCCGCGUUUGGUGUCUCAUCACUUCGGUUUCUCGUGUCGAAGUUGAACUUGCUUUUUAGCGGCAUACUCAAGGUCAACGUGGAUGGGUCGGUACGAAUGUUCACCAGUUAUUCUUCUAUUUACUCGCUCCCCCUGUUUUCUUUUCUCUUCUCUCUCUCUCUCUCUCUCUCUCUC
Neurospora crassa OR74A is the source of this 2054-nucleotide messenger RNA. RefSeq lists its product as hypothetical. Gene Ontology annotation, cellular component: fungal-type vacuole; plasma membrane. The coding region runs from base 416 to 1786 and encodes 456 amino acids. The transcript is spliced from 3 exons. The record is from RefSeq and is a predicted model, not a curated record. Lineage: Eukaryota; Fungi; Ascomycota; Sordariomycetes; Sordariales; Sordariaceae.